Molecule: messenger RNA, 932 nt
Organism: Camelina sativa (false flax)
Lineage: Eukaryota; Viridiplantae; Streptophyta; Magnoliopsida; Brassicales; Brassicaceae
Product: microtubule-destabilizing protein 60
Biological process (GO): regulation of mitotic spindle organization; activation of protein kinase activity; mitotic spindle assembly
Cellular component (GO): spindle; nuclear microtubule
Molecular function (GO): protein kinase activator activity; microtubule binding
Source: RefSeq, a predicted model, not a curated record
UAAUAUUUUUAUUUCACUUCUUUUUAAUUUAGAGUUCAUACAUAAUAAGUUGUGAAGAAAGAGAGUUCGUAAAGGAGUUUGUCUUUUGGUUGAGCUAAUUCGUUAUUAUAUACAUUGUUUUAACAACCACGCUUAAUUUUAUAUUUUACUUAUUACCACUAAACAUGUGUACUGGAAAAUCAUCAUACACAAAAUCCUCACCCAAGUUUGGGAAAACAUGUCCAACUUCUUCUGUACUCUCCCUGGGUUCCAAUGGUAAAGGAAUGACCAAAGUGGAACCACUCAAAGACAGAGUGAAUGACAAAGCCAAGGGCAAGGCAGCCGCGGCGAAGAAUGUUGCAAAGGCACCAGCCAAAGAGAACAAAAAGCCUCUCGAGUUCAAACUUCAUUCUGGCGAGAGAGCAGUGAAACGUGCAAUGUUCAACUAUUCGGUUGCAACCAAUUAUUAUAUCAUGAAACUGCAGAAAAAACAAGAAGAGAGGUUGCAAAAGAUGAUAGAAGAGGAAGAGAUUCGUAUGUUGAGGAAAGAAAUGGUUCCAAAAGCCCAAUUGAUGCCUUUCUUCGACCGACCUUUUCUCCCACAGAGAUCGAGCAGACCAUUGACGAUGCCAAAGGAACCAAGCUUUGGAAACGUAAACAGCACCUGUUGGACUUGUGUUUUCAACAACCAACACUAUCUCUACCAUAUAAAUCAUGCUCAUGCUUAAAUCGUCGAGUCACUAGCUCAUCAUAUAGAGGCUUUUUCUUAUUUUCAUUUGAGAAAUCUUUCAUUUCCAGUUUACUUUUUUAUUUGGUUGUCGGCAGUUUUUGUCUUUCUUCUUUUGCCUUCUUCUUUUUCUUUUCAGAUGUAAUCUUUUGUAAUUGUUAUUUUCGUAGAUUAAAUAAACAAGCAAAUCUCGAUAAUAUGUAGACAAAUAUAUACAAGUCAGUCA